UGAUUGCUCAUCUGAAGAAGGAGCUCUGUGCAGGCUCUGGGCACUGCUGUCAUGGCUGCUGCUUCCCCUCUGAGAGAGCUGGAGGGUGAGGUGUUCUGCUCUAUCUGCCUCGACUACUUGAGAGACCCCGCAGCCAUUGACUGUGGCCACAUCUUCUGCCACCACUGCAUCAUUUGGUUAUGUGAGUCUGCUAGGCAGCCAUUGCAUUGUUCUCUCUGCAAGGCCAUCUUUAAGAAAGAGAAUAUUCGCCAUGUGUGGCAGAUGGCCAGCCUAGUGGAAAACAUCUGGAGGAUGAAGGUAGAUGAGGAGAGACCACCCAGAGAGGACAGACCACUUGAACAGAAUGCAGAGAAGCUAUGUGGGCUGCGUUUGGGGAAGCUGCAUUAUUACUGUAAGGAUGACCAGCAAAUACUGUGUGUGAUGUGCCGGGAGUCCUGGGAGCACAGACACCAUGCUGCUGUUCUCUUGGAGAAGGCUGCACAGCCUUUUCGGGUAAGAAUUCUGCUGGACCCUGGCUUCCUUCUCAUAGCCAAAAAAGUUCUGCUACGGUGCCUUCGGGACAAGGUCCAAAUUCUUUUUUUUGGAAAACGUUGUAUUGAAGUAUGAUUGACAUGGGAAAAGCUGUGCAUAUUUAAUGCAGACAGCUCACUGAGUUUGGAGAGAAGUAUACACCUGUGAAACCAUCACUAUCAUCAAGGCCAGAGACCUAUCCCUGACGUCCCAAGGUUUCCCCCCACCCUCUUUAUAUUAUUAUUAUGUGUGUGUGUGUGUCCAUAAUAAGAGCACUUCAUAGAAGGUAAGAUCAAUCCUCGCAGCAAGUUUUAAAUGUACAAUAGAGUGUUGUUAGUUGUAGGUUCUAUGCUGUAUAGAGUAUCUCCAGAACUUAUUUAUCUUGCAUAACUGAAACUAGGAAUCCUUUGACCAC
Messenger RNA from Ailuropoda melanoleuca (giant panda), 925 nucleotides. Its product is annotated as tripartite motif-containing protein 26-like. The transcript has a single exon. The record is from RefSeq and is a predicted model, not a curated record. Gene Ontology annotation, molecular function: zinc ion binding. Bases 52 to 606 code for a protein of 184 amino acids. Lineage: Eukaryota; Metazoa; Chordata; Mammalia; Carnivora; Ursidae.